Molecule: messenger RNA, 1753 nt
Organism: Zea mays
Lineage: Eukaryota; Viridiplantae; Streptophyta; Magnoliopsida; Poales; Poaceae
Exons: 7
Coding region: 257-1444 (395 amino acids)
Biological process (GO): protein deglycosylation
Cellular component (GO): cytoplasm
Molecular function (GO): N4-(beta-N-acetylglucosaminyl)-L-asparaginase activity
Source: RefSeq, a predicted model, not a curated record
AAGUAUCCGUCCUUAGGCUUGGCAGGGCGCCGCGAAGCGCGCAACUUUUUCUAGUGAGAUAAAAGAUUGAAGAUAGAGAUACCUGAAGUAUACAACAGCCAGCCCAAUAAUGACAUAUGGGACACGUCACUAUCGAAGAGCUUGUAGUUGUAGGAGCAGAUCGCGGUAAGCUUACCACCUAGGCACCGGCGGACCCGCCAGUCCGCCCCUGCAUCCAGUGAUCCAGUCAAUCGCGGACGCCCGCUUGGCCGCUUCCAUGGGUUCCAUGAGGCGGAGUUCCGUGCGGCUUCUCAUAGGGUUCCUGCUAAUUCGGCUCAAUUGGUGCUCGGCGGUGGGCGACAAGGGCGCGGAGAAAGUAGGCGUGGCUUUCCCGGUGGUGGUGAGCACCUGGCCGUUCCGUGAGGCGGUCAGAGCGGCGUGGAAGGUGGUUUCGACCGGUGAAGGAUGGGGUUCGGCCGUCGAUGCUGUCGUCGCUGGCUGCUCCGCCUGCGAGGACCUCCGCUGCGAUGGUACAGUUGGUCCAGGUGGAAGUCCAGAUGAGAAUGGGGAAACCACUUUAGAUGCUCUUGUCAUGAAUGGGGUAACAUCUGCAUUACUUUCUCGUGCAGCAGUUCAGGCAACAAUGGAAAUUGGAGCUGUGGCGGCCAUGAGAUAUGUGAAGGAUGGAAUCAAGGCAGCAAAGUUAGUCAUGGAGCACAGCGAGCAUACUCUGCUCGUUGGAGAGAAAGCAACAGCAUUUGCAAUUUCAAUGGGUCUUCCAGGACCAACUAACCUCAGUUCACCAGAGUCAAUUGAGAAAUGGGAAAAGUGGAAACAGAACCACUGCCAACCAAACUUCUGGAAAAAUGUUGAUCCUGUCGGUAAGUGUGGUCCAUACCAUCCUAUCAAUUUAGCCUCAGUUGAAGUUGAGGGUUCUGUAAAGAAUGAGGUAGUGGGGAGUCAAGGUGGUCUCUGCCAGGGGUAUUUUGAAAGUGAUAAUUUACUGGAGCCAAUAAAGUCCAAUUUGAAGGUUGUUAAUCGCCACAACCAUGACACAAUUUCUAUGGCUGUGAUUGACAAGAUGGGCCACAUAGCAGUUGGGACAUCAACCAAUGGUGCUACAUUUAAAAUUCCAGGAAGGGUGGGCGAUGGACCAAUACCAGGAUCUUCUUCAUAUGGUGAUGAUGAAGUUGGGGCUUGUGGAGCAACUGGUGAUGGUGAUAUUAUGAUGCGCUUCCUUCCAUGCUACCAAGUGGUAGAGAGCAUGCGACAAGGGAUGGAUCCUCGAGAUGCUGCCACAGAUGCUAUAUCGAGAAUUGCCCGCAAAUACCCAGAUUUCAUCGGUGCCGUAUUUGCAGUCAACAAGGAAGGGGUGCAUGCCGGGGCAUGCCACGGAUGGACAUUCCAAUACUCCGUACGGAAUUCCAGCAUGCAAGAUGUGGAGGUCAUUACAGUAUAUCCUUAGCAAUCGCAAUUCAACGAAAACAAAAGUUUGCUUUAUCAGCAUGUUUAAAAAUGUCACGGCUGCCCCCCUGUUGAUGUUUUAAAAAUGUUCUGUGCGGAUUAUUUCAAUGUUUUCUUAAAGUCGAUUGUUUUGAAACUAGUAGUACUGUAUGUACCAAUCUGACCUUAGUUGUUUUUUCCCUGGAAAGUGUUGAAUGUCUUGGAAAGUCGAAACCUUGGAUCUUCUCUGUUGGAGUUGGAGUUGAUUGUACAGAAGUUAGACUUGGAUAUAGUCAACUUCGUCGAACCAGCUAUCAUGUUUAUAAUAAUA